GCUAUUGUCGUGAAGGUAUGAGCUUUACUUCAUAAAAUGAGGCAAUUCAAAUGUGUUACAUUAGCGUUGGCGAUUUUUGCGUUAGCAUUUGACUCUUUGGAAUGCUCGAAAAUACUCGCGGUUUUCCCCUUUAUGGGCCCUUCCGAGUAUAUGGGCGUGCAACCGUUUUUGAAGGCUUUGGCGGCCCGCGGCCAUGAAAUCACUGCAGUAUCAGCAUUCCCACAAAAGACGCCAGUUAAAAAUUUUCGCGAUGUAACAUUAAAAGUUGAACACACCAAUCAUGACGAGAAUAUCGAAAGUUCACUUGAUAUGACUCAGAGUAAAUUGGAAGAGCUGCGUUCUUUGAACGAAUACGUAGUGGCGGGGGCUUUGGCUGCAUUGGAAAGUGAAGAUUUCCAGCAACUACUACGCUCCAAUCAACACUUCGAUCUCAUCAUUAUCGAAGUACUUUUUGUAGAUUCACUUUAUGCUUUGGGUCAUCACUUUAAGGCGCCCAUGAUUGGUGUUGCCACAUUUGGCACAACCGUUGUAAACGAUCAGUUGGUGGACAAUAUUUCACCGGUGGCGUACGUACCAGCACCUAGUGGAAAAAAUUUGGAUCGUAUGAAUUUCUGGCAACGAUUGGAUAAUUUGUAUAGUUACACAAUGGAACUGAUGUACAGUCAUUUAGUUACGAUUCCCCAGCAACAACAAUUAUAUGAAAAAUAUUUUCCAAAUGCCACAUUGGAUCUAAGAGAAGCACGCAGAGAUUUCGCACUUUUGCUGUUGAAUCACCACUACUCCUACGGUUGCCCGCGUCCUCUUGUGCCGAACGCUAUCGAAGUGGCUGGUAUGCAUAUCAAUAAUACGCGGAAUAAACUACCAGCUGGCAUGGAAGCUUUCAUCAACGCCUCUCCGAAGGGCGCAAUCUACUUUUCGCUAGGCUCAAAUUUGAAGAGCGCAUUUCUGCCCAAACAAAAAUUGGCUGCCCUUAUAAAUGCAUUUGCCAAACUGCCUGUGAAUGUGUUAUGGAAAUUUGAGAAUACUGACUUACCUGACAAGCCAAAGAAUGUCUAUAUCAGUAAAUGGUUUCCACAAUCGGAUAUACUCGCCCAUCCCAAUGUAAAACUCUUUGUUACACACGGUGGCAUGCAUAGUCUGAUAGAGGUGGUGCAUCAUGGCAAGCCCUUUGUGGGAAUGCCCGUCUUCUAUGAUCAGCACUUGAAUAUUGCGCGUGCUGAAGGAAAAGGUUUGGGUGUGAAACUUAACUUCAGAGAUUUCACCAGCGAGGACAUGCGCAAUGCUAUUCUUGAAGUGUUGAACAACCCAAAAUAUGCCGAGAAGGCAAAAGAGAUCUCAGCGAGUUUUCACGAUCGGCCGAUGACACCGCUCGAUACGGCGAUCUAUUGGACAGAAUAUGUGUUGCGUCAUAAAGGAGCGCCACAAAUGCGUGUGGCAGCGCGUCAUUUGAACUUCUUCCAAAGACACAGUCUGGAUACAAUGGCUGUGUUGUUCGGCGUUCCACUGCUUGCAGUGAUUUUAAUUGCUUUGGGGAUUCUUAAAGUGCUAAGUGCGAUAUUGAAUAAUAAUAGUAGUGCGUUGGGUAAAAAGCCGAAGAGAGAAUAGUUCAGAUUGUGAAGGGGAGUUUGGAAUUUUUCGGAAAAUUGUAAAUUAAAUAACUGCAAGAGACCUAGCGUUUAUAAGUAACAAAUACUUUUAAGAUGAACUAGAAUUAAGAUGUACAUACGUAAGGAAAUGGUACAAAAAUCAAACAGAAAAGAUAAAAUCAAAGUUAUUUUGUGUAUUCAGGCGAAACCUUCUGAAAUUAUCAAAUAGAUUGGCCUAUGUGUACAAGGAGAAGAGCACGCGUGAAAAUACCUAACUUUUGGUUUUGAAAGACGUCCGAUUCUACACAUUUUUUCUUCACGUACAAAAUAUUUAAAGGUAAUAACCCAAGUCACAUGAAACAGGUUGUUGUCCCGGCGAUUGGCGGCGGAGUUAAUAUAAUAUUUAAGUCUCCUUUUCGAUUAGCUGAAAUCUUAAUUGAAUUCAAUUGUUACAAGUUUUUGAAAAUUCAAUAUGUACAA
Messenger RNA from Anastrepha ludens (Mexican fruit fly), 2066 nucleotides. RefSeq names its product UDP-glycosyltransferase UGT5-like. The transcript is spliced from 2 exons. The coding region runs from base 37 to 1605 and encodes 522 amino acids. NCBI's taxonomy places the organism in Eukaryota, Metazoa, Arthropoda, Insecta, Diptera, Tephritidae. The record is from RefSeq and is a predicted model, not a curated record. Gene Ontology annotation, molecular function: UDP-glycosyltransferase activity.